AUGCAACGGCUCGGUCGCAUCCUCGUCGUCGUCCUUGCCUCAGUGGCCGCGAUCCCGACGGGAACGUACCGCAUUCUCACCUUUGACCACUUGGCCGUGGCCGAGAUCAACGGCCACUUGGUGCCAACGCCAUUGAACACGAGCGCACGCAACGAGCUCUUUAGCUACACGAAUUUUUCCGGCGUCUUUUACUCAGCGAGCGCGGUGCAGUGCGUCGGCGCGUUCUUGCAUCCGAUGGUGCUUCAAGGCGGCGCCGCCUACAACGUUCACAUGAAGCUCCGCCUCGGUCUCUGGCGCUGUCUUGGGUCUAGCAUCAACCUGCCCUGGCGGUACGACGAGGCGUCGAUGCAAAUUGCACACCGGUACUACCGCGGGUGGUGCUGGGACGCCAGCACGAGCCCGAUUGCGGUCUACUUGUGCGACCCGAGCAGCGAAAGCCAGCGCUUUCGGCUCGUCCCGCCGACAGACGCCAGCCCGACACCGCGGCCGCCGCGGCGGCGUCUUUUGUUUGAGCCGCGAGACGCGAUCGGGCACCGCCGCUGGCUCGAGAGCGACAACCCCGAGGGCUUUGUCCUGGAAGACGAGACGCUCAAGCUGCAGCCGAUGCGACUGACGAUGCCCGACCGCGGGGUCAUUCGGCAAGUGAACGACCGCGUCUACCUCGAGGCAACGCCCCGCAAUGGCUCGGACGAGUGGUUCGAGUACAAUGCAAACCACCAGACGCUGCGGUCGAUGGGCCGGAACGACUCGUGCUUGGCGAUUACGCCCAACAACCAGCUUGUCUUGACGCCGUGCUGCGCGCCGGUGGGCUGCUACCAGCAAAACUUUGUCGUGUACAAGAAUCGGAUCCGACACCCGUCGUCGUUCUGCGUCGCGCUCAACCCAAUCAAGCCGGCGACCAACCCGCUCCUCGGGCAAUGGUGCAACGACCUCCGGGAUCACGUUCAGUUUUUCGCCGUCUACAAGGAGCCUGCGCCCGACCACCGGCGACUGGACAGUGCAGAGACGCGGAUCACAGCUAGAAACGGCCACGUUGUGUCCGAGUGGAGCACUGGCUUGUAUGUGAAUGGUGCGGUCAACAACAAGAACGAGUGGUUCACCUACAACGAAGGCGGUCACACGUUCCAAGUCCAGAGCAACCGCCAGUGCAUCGACGCGUUUUGGAGCUCCGACCCAAGCGUGAAAUGGUGGGUCCUCAAGCUGCACACGUUCGACUGCGGGUAUGGCAACCGCAACCAAGAGUGGGCACCGACGCACAACCGCGUCAAACAUCUCAACCACGCCGGCAUCUGCCUCGAGGCCCGUGGCGACAAGACCCUCGGUGUCAACACGUCUGGGAAGGUGACCUUCAAGAUCACGCUCACGUCGGACCCAAAGCUGCCGUUCCGCAUCGUCAGCGUGCCCGAGGAAGCGCCGUUCACGGCCGUCCUCAAGUACGUCGCCGAAGAGUUCCGCGUGCCCGCAGCCACGAGUGCCAUCAUCACCAACGAUGGCAUUGGCAUCAACCCGUCGCAGACGGCUGGCAACGUCUUUCUCAAGCAUGGCACCGAGCUGCGCUUGAUUCCGCGCGACCGCGUCGGCUAG
Molecule: messenger RNA, 1584 nt
Organism: Saprolegnia parasitica CBS 223.65
Lineage: Eukaryota; Oomycota; Saprolegniomycetes; Saprolegniales; Saprolegniaceae
Exons: 4
Coding region: 1-1584 (527 amino acids)
Biological process (GO): protein K69-linked ufmylation
Cellular component (GO): nucleus; cytoplasm
Source: RefSeq, a predicted model, not a curated record